GGCUCCCUCGGGAAGCCGGCGCCAGGCCUGGAGUGGGCGCCUGGGCAGUGAGUGCGGGCCACGGGCUUCAGGCCGCGGACAGGGGCGCCCUCAUUGUUCCCAGGGGCCCAGACCCAGUGCGCCCUUGGCAGGAGGCGGCAAGGUGGAAGGUACAGGUGUCCCGCCCCGGCUGGACCAUGGCGCCCCCUCGGGACGUGGUGAAGAUCGCCGUUCAGAAGCGUGACGCCAUCCCGCAGCUCAUCCAGCUGGACCAGGCAAAGCCCCUGGCCGCUGUGCUGAAGGAGGUGUGCGACGCGUGGAGUCUGGCUCACUCUGAGCGCUAUGCCCUGCAGUUUGCUGAUGGACACAAGAGAUACAUCACCGAGAAUAACCGCUCAGAGAUCAAGAAUGGCAGCAUCCUGUGCCUCAGCACCGCCCCAGACCUUGAGGCUGAGCAGCUGUUAGGUGUGCUGCAGAGCGGGGGUCGUGAAGGACGCCGGGAAGCCCUGCAGCAGCUCGUCCUGCUGGCUCCAGACAUGACCUUUGCCCAGGAGGUCAUCAGCCGUGAAGGGCUUCAGAAGCUAGGCACCAUCAUUGAGGACGGGGAUGACCUAGGAGAGGAGCUGGCCCUCGCACUGCAGGCCUUCUUGGAGCUCAUGGAGCACGGCGUGGUGUCCUGGGAGACGCUCAGUAUCCCCUUUGUUAAGAAGGUGAUACGCUAUGUGAACAUGAACCUGAUGGACGCAUCUGUGCAGCCCCUGGCCCUCAGGCUGCUGGAGAGUGUGACCUUGAGCAGCCCUACCCUGGGCCAGGUGGUCAAGAGUGAGGUGCCACUGGACAGGCUGCUGGUACACCUACAGGUGAUGAAUCAGCAGCUGCAAACCAAGGCCAUGGCACUGCUGACAGCCUUGCUGCAAGGGGCCAGCCCUGUGGACCGUAAGCACAUGCUUGACUACCUGUGGCAGAGAAACCUUCGUCAAUUCAUCUAUAAGAGCAUCAUCCAUAGCGCAGCACCACUGGGCGACGAGAUGGCUCACCACUUGUACGUACUGCAGUCCCUUACACUGGGGCUGCUGGAGCAGCGCAUGCGGACACCACUGGACCCCUACAGCCAGGAGCAGCGGGAGCAGCUGCAGGCCCUGCGCCAGGCUGCCUUUGAGCUGGAAGGGGAGUCUCCCAGUGCCGGGCUGAGUGCUGACCGGCGCCGUUCCCUCUGUGCCCGGGAGUUCCGCAAACUGGGCUUCACCAACAGCAACCCUGCUCAGGACCUGGAGCGCGUGCCCCCUGGCCUGCUGGCCCUGGACAACAUGCUCUACUUCUCCAAACAUGCACCCAGUGCCUACAGCCGGUUUGUGUUGGAGAACAGUAGUCGUGAGGACAAGCAUGAGUGCCCCUUUGCCCGGAGCAGCAUCCAGCUGACGGUGCUGCUGUGUGAGCUGCUCCGUGUCGGGGAGCCCUGCUCCGAAACGGCCCAGGACUUUUCACCUAUGUUCUUCAGCCAAGACCAGAGCUUCCAUGAGCUCUUCUGUGUGAGCAUUCAGCUUCUGAAUAAGACCUGGAAGGAGAUGCGGGCCACACAGGAGGACUUUGACAAGGUCAUGCAAGUGGUCCGGGAGCAGCUGGCCCGCACCCAGAGACUUCCCACCACAUUUGGAAUAACUGCUGUUUUGUUCAAGGUGGAAGUAGGGGUGGGGAUCCCAGAUGCUGUUAUCAGCAGCCGGAGACGCCAGGACAAGCUGUGGUUCUGCUGCCUGUCCCCCAACCACAAAGUGCUGCAGUAUGGGGACGUGGAGGACGGUGCCAGUCCACCUGCCCCCGAGAGCCUCCCAGAACAGCUCCCAGUGGCUGACCUCAGGGCACUACUGACCGGCAAGGACUGCCCCCACGUCCGGGAGAAAGGCUCACUGAAGCAGAACAAGGACCUCUGUGAGUUAGCUUUCUCAGUCAGCUAUGACCACGGGGAGGAGGAGGCGUACCUCAACUUCAUCGCCCCCUCCAGACAGGAGUUCCACCUGUGGACAGAUGGGCUGAGCACCCUGCUGGGCAGUCCCAUGGGCAGUGAGCAGACACGGCUGGACUUGGAGCAGCUGCUGACCAUGGAGACCAAGCUGCGCUUGUUGGAGCUGGAGAACGUGCCCAUCCCUGAGCAGCCGCCCCCCAUCCCCCCGCCCCCCACCAACUUCAACUUCUGCUAUGACUGCAGUGUCACUGAACCUUGACAGGUUGGCCGAGGGCCGCAGCUGCUGCCACUGUGGUGGC
Molecule: messenger RNA, 2238 nt
Organism: Myotis davidii
Lineage: Eukaryota; Metazoa; Chordata; Mammalia; Chiroptera; Vespertilionidae
Gene: ELMO3
Product: engulfment and cell motility 3
Exons: 20
Coding region: 177-2198 (673 amino acids)
Biological process (GO): actin filament organization; cell motility
Source: RefSeq, a predicted model, not a curated record